Pteropus alecto (black flying fox) is the source of this 2165-nucleotide messenger RNA. RefSeq names its product angiopoietin like 4 (gene ANGPTL4). NCBI's taxonomy places the organism in Eukaryota, Metazoa, Chordata, Mammalia, Chiroptera, Pteropodidae. The transcript is spliced from 7 exons. The record is from RefSeq and is a predicted model, not a curated record. The coding region runs from base 163 to 1401 and encodes 412 amino acids. Gene Ontology annotation, biological process: triglyceride homeostasis. Gene Ontology annotation, molecular function: enzyme inhibitor activity.
CCCACUAAACGCAGAGGGCCCGAGGCUGUGAACCGAAAUUUUUCUGUGGCUCCUGCACUCAAGCGAGCCUCCGCCAGGAUCUUUGCGUCUCCGGACCCGGUGUCACCUUGCACCCCCACGUCCCUGUGUUUCCGCGUUCUCGCGCCCAGGCCACCGGGAAGGAUGCGCUGUGCGUCGACAGCCGGAGCAGCCCUGGUGCUGUGCGCCGCCACCGCCGGGCUGCUGCGAGCACAGGGCCGCCCAGCGCCAGCCGAGCCACCGCCGCGCUUCGCGUCCUGGGACGAGGUGAAUGUGCUGGCGCACGGGCUCCUGCAGCUCGGCCAAGGGCUGCGCGAGCACGUGGAGCGCACCCGGGGGCAGCUGGGCGCGCUAGAACGGCGUCUGGGCGCGUGCGGAGCCGCCUGCGAGGAGCCCAGGGCGUCCGCCGCGCCCCCUCACGUCUCAGCGAGUCUAGUCCCCCACGGCGAGGUCGCCCCUGAGACCCUCCGCAGCAUGCAGAUGCAGCUCAAGGCUCAAAACAGCAGGAUUGAGCAACUCUUCCAGAAGGUAGCCCAGCAGCAGCGGCACCUGGAGAAGCAGCACCUGAGAAUCCAGAAUCUGCAGAGCCAGGUGGGCCUCCUGGCCCCCAUGCACCUUGGCCAUGGCUUGACCCAGCCGGCCAGAAAGAAGAGGCUACCCAAGAUGGCCCAGCUUGUUGGCCCUGUUCACAAUAUCAGCCACCUGCAAAGGCUGCCCAGGGACUGCCAAGAGCUGUUUGAAGAUGGAGAACGGCAAAGCGGACUGUUCCGGAUCCAGCCUCGGGGGUCCCUGCCUUUCCUGGUUAAUUGCAAGAUGACCUCAGAUGGAGGCUGGACUAUAAUUCAGAGGCGCCAGGAUGGCUCUGUGGACUUCAACCAGCCCUGGGAAGCCUACAAGGCUGGCUUCGGAGAUCCCCAAGGAGAGUUCUGGCUAGGCCUGGAGAAAGUGCACUUGAUCUUGGGGGGCCGCGGCAGCCGCCUGGCCGUGCAGCUGCAGGACUGGGAGGGCAAUGCCGAGUCACUGCAAUUCCCUGUCCACCUGGGUGGCGAGGACACGGCCUAUAGCCUGCAGCUCACCGCACCCGUGGCCAGCAAGCUGGGUGCCACCACGGUCAUGCCCAGCGGCCUUUCCCUGCCCUUCUCCACUUGGGAUCAGGACCACGACCUCCGUGGGGACAAGAACUGUGCCAAGAGCCUCUCUGGUGGCUGGUGGUUCGGUACCUGUGGCCACUCCAACCUUAACGGCCAGUACUUCCACUCCAUCCCCCAGCAGCGGCAGCAGCGUAAGAAGGGCAUCUUCUGGAAGACGUGGCGGGGCCGCUACUAUCCGCUGCAGGCCACCACCAUGCUGAUCCAGCCAACAGUGGCCAAAGCAGCCUCCUAGCCUCCUCACUGGGGCCUGGUCCCAGGCUCCUAGAGGACAGUGACUCUGACUCUGGUCUAGCAUGUUGCCACUCCCUGCCUGGACAGAGGCUCCAGGCAGGGGCCAUCUGGAGCCUCAUGGACAGAGAAGAAGCCCAUGUCUGGAGAGGCCCCCUUUCUGAGUGGGAGGCUGUCUGUGAUACCUUCUGAAAAGGACAGAACUGUAGGGCUGCAGGGCACAGACCCCAGAAACAUGGGACCAAGGGGCAUUGAGACCUGUUCCUCACCUGCCCGAGGAAUGGUGGGACACAGAGGGACCACUCGAGGGCAGCCAGGCCAGCCCUCAAUGGCAGAUUCAGUCAUAUUGACUGGCUGGGGACCCGGCUCCCAUGGGCCCAGACGCCCUCAUGGUGCUAUCGUAUGUGAGUGCUGUGGGACGAGCCAGUGACGGUGGUGCCUGGGCAGACCUCGCACAGUUCUUGGAAUAAAAGCAACCUCAGAACAUUUGGUUCUUUGUCCUUCAACUUGUUUUAACAAGUGGACAGUUUCAAAGUCCACUUAAACAUGUUCCCAGGGUAGAGGGUGAACUCUCAUCUGAAGACAAACACUGGUUAUUCCUACCACCUAUGACAACUGAUUUUAAUUUUCUUCAUGUGUUAUUUUGUGAUGAGUAUCAUUUUUAAAAUUAGAAAACCCUCAUUCAAUCCUUCUGGAAGUGGAUAAUAGAGAAAAUGAGAACUCCUUCUUGACCAUACUUAUGCAUAUGAAUCACGAUUAACUUUUCUG